Molecule: messenger RNA, 1335 nt
Organism: Gracilinanus agilis (Agile Gracile Mouse Opossum)
Lineage: Eukaryota; Metazoa; Chordata; Mammalia; Didelphimorphia; Didelphidae
Gene: UBL7
Product: ubiquitin like 7
Exons: 11
Coding region: 14-1225 (403 amino acids)
Biological process (GO): ubiquitin-dependent protein catabolic process
Cellular component (GO): cytosol
Molecular function (GO): polyubiquitin modification-dependent protein binding
Source: RefSeq, a predicted model, not a curated record
UGCAAUUCCCAGCAUGCAACACGGAGCUUCCGGCUUCCGGCGUGAGGGACCGAGGAGGAAGAGAGAGCGAGAAGGAGAGAGGAUGUCUCUCUCGGACUGGCACCUUGCAGUGAAACUGGCUGACCAGCCGCUGGCCCCGAAGUCCAUUCUCCGGUUGCCAGAGACAGAGCUAGGCGAAUAUUCCUUGGGUGCCUACAGUAUAUCAUUUUUGAAGCAGCUCAUUGCUGGCAAACUGCAGGAGUCAGUCCCAGAUCCGGAGCUGAUUGAUUUAAUCUACUGUGGUCGAAAGUUGAAGGAUGACCAGACCCUUGAUUUCUAUGGCAUUCAGCCUGGGUCCACAGUCCAUGUUCUUCGAAAGUCAUGGCCUGAGCCAGAUCAGAAAGCAGAGCCUGUGGACAAAGUGGCUGCCCAGAGGGAGUUCCGGGUUUUGCACACUGCCUUGCAUAGCAGCCCUGCCUACCGAGAUGCAGUUUUUAAGAUGCUGGGGAAUAAAGAAUCAUUGGAUCAGAUCAUCGUAGCCACCCCAGGCCUCAGCAAUGAUCCCAUUGCACUGGGAGUGCUUCAGGACAAAGAUCUCUUCUCUGUCUUUGCUGAUCCCAGCAUGCUGGAUACACUGGUCCCUGCUCACCCUGCUCUAGUCAACGCCAUCAUCCUGGUUCUGCACUCAGUGGCUGGCAGCACUCCACUCCCAGUGGCAGAGAGCUCCACUCGAAACCUACCUUCUAGUUCCUACAGGGACAUGCCAGGUGGCUUCUUGUUUGAAGGACUCUCUGAUGAUGAAGAUGACUUUCAUCCAAGCACAAGGUCCACACCAUCCAGCAGCACAUCGAGCUCACGCCCAGCAUCACUGGGAUACAGUGGAGCAGCUGGCCCUCGGCCCAUCACACAGAGUGAGCUGGCCACAGCCCUGGCCCUGGCCAGCACUCCAGAGAGCAGCUCUCACACCCCUACCCCUGGGACCCAGGGCCAUUCUUCAGGCACCUCUCCAAUGUCCACUAGUGUCCAGUCAGGUACUCCUAUUACUAAUGAUCUCUUCAGUCAGGCCCUCCAGCAUGCCCUGCAGGCCUCAGGUCAGCCAAACCUUCAGAGCCAGUGGCAGCCCCAGCUACAGCAACUUCGAGACAUGGGGAUCCAUGAUGAUGAGCUGAGCCUCCGUGCCCUCCAGGCAACUGGGGGGGACAUCCAGGCAGCCCUGGAACUCAUCUUUGCUGGAGGGGCUCCUUGACUCCUUUCAGAGGCAGCAUUGCAUGGGCCAGUUGGGAUGCUAUAAAGAUAAGAUGACUGUAAAGGUCCCGGGACCAACCUAUUUCCCCAAUACACUUUAUGUGGAAACUG